AUGCAGAGAUUGAGCUUACAAUUCCACUCUUUCCACUGGGUAUGCAGAAAUUGGGCUCAAAAAUCCUCUCUUUCCACUGGGUAUGCAGAGAUUGAGCUCACAAUUCCCCCCUUUCCACUGGAAAUUGAGCUCUCAAUUCCUCUCUUUCCACUGGGUAUGCAGAGAUUGAGCUCUCAAUUCCUCUCUUUCCACUGGGUAUGCAGAAAUUGGGCUCAAAAAUCCUCUCUUUCCACUGGGUAUGCAGAGAUUGAGCUCACAAUUCCCCACUUUCCACUGGCUCUCAAUUCCUCUCUUUCCACUGGGUAUGCAGAGAUUGAGCUCUCAAUUCCUCUCUUUCCACUGGGUAUGCAGAGAUUGAGCUUACAAUUCCACUCUUUCCACUGGGUAUGCAGAAAUUGGGCUCAAAAAUCCUCUCUUUCCACUGGAUAUGCAGAGAUUGAGCUCACAAUUCCCCCCUUUCCACUGGGUAUGCAGAAAUUGAGAUCACAAUUCCACUCUUUCCACUGGGUAUGCAGAAAUUGGGCUCAAAAAUCCUCUCUUUCCACUGGGUAUGCAGAGAUUGAGCUCACAAUUCCCCCCUUUCCACUGGAAAUUGCUCACAAUUCCUCUCUUUCCACUGGGUAUGCAGAGAUUGAGCUGAAUUUCCCUCUCUUUCCACUGGAGAUUGAAGUCACAAUUCCAUUCUUUCCACUGGGUAUGCCGAGAUUGAGCUCACAAUUCCUCUCUUUCCACUGGACAUGCAGAAAUCGGGCUCGAAAUUCCUCACUUUCCACUGGGUAUGCAGAAAUUGAGCGCACAAUUCCUCUCUUUCCACUGGAAAUUGCUCACAAUUCCUCUCUUUCCACUGGGUAUGCAGAGAUUGAGCUGAAUUUCCCUCUCUUUCCACUGGGUAUGCAGAGAUUGAGCUCACAAUUCCUCUUUUUCCACUAUGUAUACAUAAAUUGUGCUCACAAUUUCACUCUUUCGAAUGGGAAUGCAGAGAUUGAGCUCACAAUUCCUCUCUUUCUACUGGAGAUUGAGCUCACAAUUCCAUUCUUUCCACUGGGUAUGCCGAGAUUGAGCUCACAAUUCCUCUCUUUCCACUGGACAUGCAGAAAUCGGGCUCGAAAUUCCUCACUUUCCACUGGGUAUGCAGAAAUUGAGCGCACAAUUCCUCUCUUUCCACUGAAGAUUGAGCUCACAAUUCCUCUCUUUCCACUUGGUAUGCAGAGAUUGAGCUCACAAUUCCUCUCUUUCCACUUGGUAUGCAGAGAUUUAGCUCAAAAUUACUCUCUUUCCACUGGGUAUGUAGAAAUUGAGCUCACAAAACAACUCUUUCUAUUGGGCAUAGAUUUUGCUGAAUAUUCCUCUCUUUCCACUGGGUAUGCAGAGAUUGAGCUAACAAUUCUUCUCUUACCACUGGGUAUGCAGAGAUUGAGCCCACAAUUCCUCUUUUUUGCCACUAGGUAUGCAGAAAGUGUGCUCACAAUUUCACUCUUUCGACUGGCUGAAUAUUUCUCUCUUUCCACUGGGUAUGCAGAGAUUGAGCUCACAAUUCCUCUUUUUCCACUAGAGAUUGAACUCACAAUUCCUCUCUUUCCACUGGGUAUGCAGAGAUUGAACUCACAAUUCCUCUCUUUCCACUGGGUAUGCAGAGAUGGGACUCACAAUUCCUCUCUUUCCACUGGGUAUGCAGAGAUUGAACUCACAAUUCCUCUCUUUCCACUGGAAAUUGAACUCACAAUUCCUCUCUUUCCACGGCAUGCAGAGAUUGAAUUCACAAUUCCUCUCUUUCCACUGGAAAUUGAGCUCACAAUUCCUCUCUUUCCACUGGGUAUGCAGAAAUUGAACUCACAAUUCCUCUCUUUCCACGGCAUGCAGAGAUUGAAUUCACAAUUCCUCUCUUUCCACUGGAAAUUGUGCUCAAAAUUCCUCUCUUUCCACUGGGUAUGCAGAAAUUGGGCUCAAAAUUCAUCUCUUUCCACUGGGUAUGCAGAAAUUGAGAUCACAAUUCCACUCUAUACAAUGGGUAAUCGGAGAUUGAGCUCACGAUUCCUCUCAUUCCACUGGGUAUGCAGAAAUUGUGCUCAAAAUUCCUCUCUUUCCACUGGGUAUGCAGAGAUUGAGCUCACAAUUCCACUCUUUCCACUGAGUAUGCAGAGAUUGAGCUCACAAUUCCUCACUUCCCGCUGGGUAUGCAGAGAUUGUGCUCAUAAUUCCACUCUUUCCACUGGGUAUGCAGAGAUUGAGCUCAAAAUUACUCUCUUUCCACUGGAGAUUGAGCUCACAAUUCCACUCUUUCCACUGAGUAUGCAGAGAUUGAGCUCACAAUUCCUCACUUCCCGCUGGGUAUGCAGAGAUUGUGCUCAUAAUUCCACUCUUUCCACUGGGUAUGCAGAGAUUGAGCUCAAAAUUACUCUCUUUCCACUGGAGAUUGAGCUCACAAUUCCACUCUUUCUACUGAGUAUGCAGAGAUUGAGCUCACAAUUCCUCACUGCCCGCUGGGUAUGCAGAGAUUGUGCUCAUAAUUCCACUCUUUCCACUGGGUAUGCAGAGAUUGAGCUCAAAAUUACUCUCUUUCCACUGGAGAUUGAGCUGAAUAUUUCUCUCUUUCCACUGGGUAUGCAGAGAUUGAGCUCACAAUUCUGCUCUUUCAACUGGGUAUGCAGAGAUUGCGCUCACAAUUCUGCUCUUUCCACUGGGUAUGCAGAAAUUGAGCUCACAAUUCCACUCUAUCCAAUGGGUAUUCGGAGAUUGAACUCACAAUUCCACUCUUUCCGCUGGGUAUGCAGUGAUUGA
Molecule: messenger RNA, 2778 nt
Organism: Acanthosepion pharaonis
Lineage: Eukaryota; Metazoa; Mollusca; Cephalopoda; Sepiida; Sepiidae
Source: the annotation of a GenBank genome assembly